CCUAGCCUUCACCCAUGCCUUCUUUGGCUGUGUUCAGCUUCUUGGAGGCCCUUCUGUAACCCUUUGCUUUCCUGAAGGCAGCAGGGUACUUUAGAAGGAGACUCUUAGGGGUGACUAUGCAGAGGUACAGGGACUCUGCCUGGAAGGAAGGCAUUGUUUUCUACAGGACUGGGCCAGCUUGGGCAGGGUAAAACAGGAACAAAUCUGGCAUCAGGCAUUUCCCAGGGCCAUGGGUGCCAGUUCCUGGCAUGCAGCCUUGAUCCUAGGCCCUGCCUGCCAGCUUCUGCCUGGGUUGGUAUAGGUGACAAGCAGUUGGCCACUCAGGCUGUGUUGGCUGGGCACAAUGCAGUAGGGUGAGAGGGGCCCCUUAGGGGCCUCAAGCUGGAGGGAAAAGGGCAAUUCCAGAUCAUAUUCAUAGCUGGUAUGAUUUGUACCAGUACUGGAUGGCAAGGGUUCAGGCCACCCUCUGCUCCUGUAGGCAUUGACUUACUCAGUCUAAGUGUGUCCAGGGCCCGCCCUUCUUCCAGUAUCUGUGGUUGGACGGUUGUUGUCCUUGGGAGGGCUGGGGGACGGCCAGGGGCUGGCUGCUGGUUAAAUUUAGAGUAGGGUAAUACAGCUGCCUUAGGUCCACCUGCCACCACUGUCACUACUUGGGCCCUGCUGCCAGGGUAGGGGAUGGGUCCAUAUUAACCUGUGCUCUGGCCUGAGGAACAGAGAGAGGCCAGUGGGCCAGGAGGUUGCCUUGGCAGCAAAGCCAAGAGUAGGGCCAGCAGGCUGCUGUGAAGAGGGUGCUGUCCUACCUUGAGCCCCUGUGCAGGCCUCCUCUGCUCAGCCCCAGUUCCUCAUCUGGACCCUUUUGCGGACUCCUCAGCCACCAUCCUGCCUGGUCUAAGUAGUCAUGGCCUCAAGAGUGCGUGAUCAGAGCCAGGCUGGAAGGAAUGGGUUGAAGGAGAAGGUGCUAACUCUGGACACCAUGAACCCAUGUGUGCGAAGGGUGGAGUAUGCUGUGCGGGGACCCAUAGUGCAGCGCGCCCUGGAACUGGAGCAGGAGCUGCGCCAGGGUGUUAAGAAGCCCUUCACUGAGGUCAUCCGUGCCAACAUUGGAGAUGCACAGGCCAUGGGGCAGAGGCCCAUCACCUUUUUGCGCCAGGUUCUGGCCCUCUGUGUCCACCCCAGUCUUCUGAGUAGCCCUGACUUCCCCGAGGACGCCAAAAGAAAGGCAGAGCGCAUCUUACAAGCAUGCGGGGGUCACAGCCUGGGGUCCUAUAGUGUCAGCUCUGGCAUCCAGCUGAUCCGGGAAGACGUGGCCCAAUACAUAGAGAGGCGCGAUGGAGGCAUCCCUGCAGACCCUAACAACAUUUUCCUGUCCACGGGAGCUAGUGACGCCAUCGUGACCGUGCUGAAGCUGCUGGUGUCCGGCGAGGGCCGUGCACGCACAGGCGUGCUCAUUCCCAUCCCUCAGUACCCACUCUAUUCUGCUGCACUGGCCGAGCUGGACGCCGUGCAGGUGGACUACUACCUGGAUGAAGAGCGCGCCUGGGCUCUGGAUCUGGCGGAGUUGAGGCGCGCACUAUACCAGGCGCGUGACCUCUGCCGCCCACGUGCGCUCUGCGUCAUCAACCCUGGCAACCCCACCGGGCAGGUGCAGACCCGUGAGUGCAUCGAGGCAGUGAUCCGAUUCGCCUUUGAAGAAGGGCUCUUCCUGAUGGCUGAUGAGGUGUACCAAGACAACGUGUAUGCCGAGGGCUCUGAGUUCCACUCGUUCAAGAAGGUGCUCAUGGAGAUGGGACCACCGUACUCGACACAGCAGGAGCUUGCUUCCUUCCACUCAGCCUCUAAGGGCUACAUGGGCGAAACGUUCCUUGGCAGGUGCGGGUUCCGUGGUGGCUAUGUGGAGGUGGUGAACAUGGAUACAGACGUGCAGCAGCAGAUGGGGAAGCUGAUGAGCGUUAGGCUAUGCCCGCCAGUGCCAGGCCAGGCCCUACUUGACAUGGUGGUCAGCCCACCCACACCCUCUGAUCCGUCCUUUGCGCAGUUCCAAGCAGAAAGGAGGGAGGUGUUAGCUGAGCUAUCAGCCAAGGCCAAACUCACAGAACAGGUCUUCAACAAGGUUCCUGGCAUCCACUGCAACCCAGUGCAGGGCGCCAUGUAUUCCUUCCCGCGCAUGCAGCUGCCCCCACGUGCGGUGCAACGUGCUCAGGAACUCGGCCUAGCCCCUGACAUGUUCUUCUGCCUGCGCCUCCUGGAGGAGACAGGCAUCUGCGUGGUGCCUGGGAGUGGCUUCGGGCAACGGGAGGGCACCUAUCACUUCCGGAUGACCAUCCUUCCACCCAUGGAUAAACUGCGGAAGGUGCUGGAAAAGCUGAGCCAUUUCCACACUGAGUUCACUCGCGAGUUCUCCUGAGGCCACUGCUGAAACCACACUGUAUAUCCUGAAUGACCAGAUUGAUGGUCCUUGGGGUCUCAGAACCCUCAGGACUUUCUGCUUUUGCCUGCAGUCUGGGCACCUGCCUCUUGAAGGUCUCUAUCUAAUAAAGCUGGGUGCCUGCCUGA
This is a messenger RNA of Jaculus jaculus (lesser Egyptian jerboa), 2553 nucleotides long. RefSeq names its product glutamic--pyruvic transaminase (gene Gpt). Gene Ontology annotation, biological process: biosynthetic process. NCBI's taxonomy places the organism in Eukaryota, Metazoa, Chordata, Mammalia, Rodentia, Dipodidae. Gene Ontology annotation, molecular function: L-alanine:2-oxoglutarate transaminase activity; pyridoxal phosphate binding. The transcript is spliced from 12 exons. The record is from RefSeq and is a predicted model, not a curated record. The coding region runs from base 899 to 2404 and encodes 501 amino acids.